AUGUCAAAAGAUGAAAGCUGCUCAACCGUACAGUCAGAAAUGCCGCGAGUUUCCCGGUUGGUUGUGAAUCAAAAUGACGAGCGUAUUAUCAGCUAUGACUAUCGAGAAUCACCUCCUAGGGGAUUGGGACUAUGGAUACGUCGACGAGGAAGAGUAUUGUGGAGUUAUUCAAUAGUGCUGAAAUGUCUUCCGAUACUUUGCUGGCUACCGAAAUAUCGUUGGAUCGAUCUGAUGUACGAUAUCAUCGCGGGCGUCACCGUGGCAUUGACUGCAAUACCUCAAAGCAUUGCGUAUGGUAUCCUGUCUCAUCUGGGACCAGAACGUGGAAUCUAUUCGAAUGUGCUGGGUUGCCUAGCGUAUACCGUUUUCGGUAGCGUGAAAGACGUAACUAUCGCUCCUACAUCGCUUACGGCCAUAAUGGUACAAGACGUAGUUAAAGAGUUAGGCUAUGGAACUGCGCUGUUGACGUUCCUGGCCGCUAUAGUGACCAUCUCGUUCGGUGCACUGAAUCUGGGUGUGCUCGUAAGAUUCAUUUCGAUCCCUGUCGUCAUGGGGUUCACGAGUGCAGCCUGUCUGACGAUUGGCAGUGCACAAAUACGCACCUUGCUAGGAAUAAAGACACAAGGCAAACGAAGCGAUUUUGUUACGUCUUGGACAAAUGUGUUUACACAUUUGAACGAAGUUCGUUUGCCCGAUUGUCUGCUCGGUGGAUGUUCGAUAGUAUUUCUUGUGUUGUUCCGAUUAACAAAAAACCUGGGACAAGGUAGAUGGCGAUAUUUUUUUAAAUUUCUGUGUUUGCUUCGAAAUGCAAUCAUCGUGAUAAUAGGUGCUGCGUUGGCUUAUUGUUUAACGACAGAUAUGGAUAAUCCUGUAUUUAAUUUGACUGGACAUGUUCCAGCGGGACUGCCUUCAUUCCAAGUGCCUCCCUUCUCCUAUACCAACGAGAAUGGUACCGAGUACAGUUUCGGUGAAAUGAUAGGCGUAAUGCGGUUGUCAAUAAUAACGAUCCCACUGGUAACAACAUUAGAAAUCGUGUCGGUUGCUAAAGCUUUCUCACAGGGAAAGGUUAUUGAUGCGACACAAGAAAUGAUUGCCCUCGGAAUGUCGAAUCUAUUGGUAUCAUUCUGUUCACCUCUACCCGUGGCUGGUUCAUUCACCAGGUCGGCCUUAAAUCAUAACAGUGGCGUUCGAACAACGAUGAGUUGUGCGAUCACGGCAAUCGUGUUGAUGCUUGCACUGGAAUUUCUUACUGGUGCGCUGUACUAUAUUCCAAAAGCUACACUUGGGGCUGUAGUAGUAUCUGCGAUGCUUUUUAUGAUCGAUUACGAAGAAAUCGGCAAUAUUUGGCGAACGAAAAAACUUGACAUGAUUCCCUUCCUAGCAACGGCGCUCGCAUGCUUGUUCUACGAACUGGACUACGGCAUUUUAGUCGGAAUUGGCAUUAACGGUUGCUUCUUGCUGUAUCUUAUGUCAAGUCCGCGUUUAUCGGCUGAGGAAUUUCAGUUGUCUGAAUUACGUGUUUUACUAGUGUGCAUCGAUCAAUCGCUUGUCUUUUCAUCUGCCGAAGCUCUUCGAAAUUGGGUACUGAAGCAAAUCGAUCAGCGUAAUCAUAUCGAUUUAGUGGUGAUUAACGGAGAAAACGUCCAUUUUGCCGAUACGACUGUAGCAAAGAAUUUCGUCAGUAUUGAACAAGAUCUUGCGGUACGCCACAUUCGUCUGAUGUUAUGGCGUUUCGAAGCAAAUGUAGCGUUCUCACUGUUACGCUUGCGCAAGGAACUUUUUAUCACGAUGCUGAGGGCAGAGUUGUUACUUCCGGAAGCCGUAGCGCGAUGGAAACAUCUUCAUUAUCUUCCGUCGGAUAUCAGCAGCUGA
Molecule: messenger RNA, 1872 nt
Organism: Anopheles nili
Lineage: Eukaryota; Metazoa; Arthropoda; Insecta; Diptera; Culicidae
Product: sodium-independent sulfate anion transporter-like
Exons: 3
Coding region: 1-1872 (623 amino acids)
Biological process (GO): transmembrane transport
Cellular component (GO): membrane
Molecular function (GO): sulfate transmembrane transporter activity
Source: RefSeq, a predicted model, not a curated record